AUGCAUGAAAAUGUGGUGGUGCCGAAUCAGAAGACUUAUUACUGGUAUCACCGGCAGUUUCGGCGAGUACCAACCAUAGAUGAGUGCUACACUGAUGAUCUCCUUUGCAUAUUUGAAGCACAGGAACAGUUCAGGAGAGACAAGUUUGUGGAGAACAAUAUCCUGGCCAUUUUGCGUCAGAGGAUGGAGGAGUGCAGGUUUGCAAAUGGCCCAGAUGCUGAUGAAAAUUGUGUUAAGGUGACACAGGAUUUCAAGGAAGCAGAAGAGAACUGGUACAUCAAAUAUGGGGAUCUAGGUUAUGCAGGAGAUGUUAGAAAAGCAUUUGCUAAGCAGAAGCAUCGCAUGGUCUGGGAGAGGAGACAUGGACCUGUUGGGACUGGCAUGCGUUCAAAGGAGGAACUGGAAGCCAGAAGAAAGGCAGAAUCAGAUGGAUCAGAAUCUUAG
Darwinula stevensoni is the source of this 444-nucleotide messenger RNA. The record is from the annotation of a GenBank genome assembly. NCBI's taxonomy places the organism in Eukaryota, Metazoa, Arthropoda, Ostracoda, Podocopida, Darwinulidae.